UCCAUAUUUAAAUCGUACUAUAUAAGCUGCUUUGCAGUGAAGAUGAUAUUGCAUUAGUUUCUCUGCCUUGGUUGAGUUUAGAUCUUUUUUUUUUGUUCGGUUGGUUGCACCAGCUUAACCCGUAAAAAGUUCAUUAGGUCAACAUGAGGGGUUUGAUUUUGUUGGCGAUCGUGGGAUGUGCUCUCGCUCAGCGAAGCCAGGAUGAUUCCCGUUACAAUGACGGACGAUAUUAUCCAGAUCUCUACCAAGGAAAGUACAACGACGGAAAGUACCGCCCGGAUGGAAGUGGUGCUUACCGACCGGAUGAUUCCGGUAGAUACUCCGGCAAAUACGUUCCAUACGUAGAUGGAAAAUACGGCGUAGGAGGACAGGGAGGUGCAGGCGGAGCUGGCGGUGCUGGAUCUGGAUUCGGUGGAAAGGGAGGAUCAGGUGGUUUUGGCUCUGGUGGUGGUUUCGGAUCUGGAUCUGGAUUCGGAUCUGGCGGAUCUGGAGCUGGAUUUGGAUCGGGAGCUGUCUCCAACAAAGGCACUUCUUUCGCAGCUUCCACUGCUUCCAAAAAGACGCCAUCCAACUCGGGUAAUCGCUUCGGAGCCGGCUCUGGAAAAGUGAGCCAGGGAAUUUCCGUCCCCGCUGUCCCUCCACGAGUGCUACCCCAGAAAGUCAAAACUCCAACUUUCUCGCCAAUUUCCUCCGGAACCGGUAAGGGAUUCGACCGCAUCAAGGAACAAGUGAAGCAGUACAACAACGACGGCUACUACUACCGCUAUCUGACCGAACAGGAUGCCCAAGUUGCCGAAACGGGUCGCCUUGAAGACCGUGACACCGACAACGAAACGCUCCGAGCCAAGGGAUUCUACGAAUAUGUCGGUGAUGAUGGUGUGCGGUACCGUGUUGACUAUAAUGCCGACGAGAAUGGAUUUGUGCCCCGUGGUGCCCAUCUGCCAACUCCACCUCCGAUCCCAGAGGCCAUUCUGAGGGCCCUGGAGUAUGUGCGUAGCGUGCAGCAGUAGAUCCGUUGCGUUUCUAGCAACGUUAAAUUAUGUUCAGUCAGACUCAAUGUGCAGUCGAAUUACCUGUGUUCUUUGAAAAUAAGUUGAAAACGUUCCGAAUAAAAAUCGAAAAAUUA
Aedes aegypti (yellow fever mosquito) is the source of this 1126-nucleotide messenger RNA. Its product is annotated as pupal cuticle protein 36. The transcript has 4 exons. The record is from RefSeq and is a predicted model, not a curated record. The coding region runs from base 144 to 1010 and encodes 288 amino acids. NCBI's taxonomy places the organism in Eukaryota, Metazoa, Arthropoda, Insecta, Diptera, Culicidae. Gene Ontology annotation, molecular function: structural constituent of chitin-based larval cuticle. Gene Ontology annotation, cellular component: chitin-based extracellular matrix.